Molecule: messenger RNA, 843 nt
Organism: Lithohypha guttulata
Lineage: Eukaryota; Fungi; Ascomycota; Eurotiomycetes; Chaetothyriales; Trichomeriaceae
Exons: 1
Coding region: 1-843 (280 amino acids)
Source: RefSeq, a predicted model, not a curated record
AUGUCGCUCCUUCUGAAAGCCUGCCUCGGGGCAGUGCUGCCGCUCGCUUGUGCACUCACAUUGUCUGACACGACCACUACUGUCACUUCCACGCACACGAGCUAUGUCUGCCCUUGCGACACUUCCACAUUCAGCUCGAUCGCAAGCCCUACAGCUUUUCCUACUUCAGAAGAGUCUACCUCAGAUGUCCCUGCAACACACCUCGCAGACCUCCCUAUCUGUGGACUACCCAACCUUCGCGAUCCUUCCUUCGAAUUGCUCGAUCUGCGCAACGGCCAGCCGAACGAUCGAGUCUACAGCCCGUUUUGGGAAUUGUCACGUCAGGGUUUAAAACCUAUGAGCAAUUCUCUCUGUGGCAUGAUCUGCACCCAACUCGGCACACAGUAUCUGAACUUCACAUCAUGGCCGCCAACCUACGAUGCUACGACUGGCAAGAUGAAUCAGUACAACUAUCCUUUCUUCUCCCAGGCCGUUUCAAACUUCACUGAAGGAGCUACCUAUGUCCUUUCAUACCAUUACAAUGUGGAAGCUUGGUAUGAAGGAACAGCCGAUAUCGUGCUGGCAGUGGACGGUGUUGUUGUUGGACGCCAAACUUUGCAGGAUUUGAGAACCAACGAUGUCGGGUUACAAAACAGGAACCAAGCAAAUUGGAAGUACAAUACUGUCAGCUUUACGGCUAACCACAACACGAUGAACAUAUGGAUUGAGAUCCAGUGGAACUACCCUCUGUAUUCCACUACUGGUCUGCCAUUCAACACUGCGAUUAUCAACAUGGAUUCGAUUGAUAUUGAGCCAGCACCACUGAAAGUCAACCAUCCAUUCUGCUUUCCACGUUUUAAAUGA